Molecule: messenger RNA, 1166 nt
Organism: Boleophthalmus pectinirostris (great blue-spotted mudskipper)
Lineage: Eukaryota; Metazoa; Chordata; Actinopteri; Gobiiformes; Gobiidae
Exons: 2
Coding region: 282-911 (209 amino acids)
Source: RefSeq, a predicted model, not a curated record
CAGAGAAGCAGUCUGGCUCUGGCAAAAGGCCAGGCCACAAUGAAAUACCGACAGUCUGUAGACAUUCGACUGGUAAUACUACACGUGGAGAACGGAAAUGAAACAGUGUAAACAUUAAUAGCAUUGGCAGACAGGAGCAGAGGGAUUCGAUCUGCUAUUUAUGACUGCUCAGGGGCGGGGCUAAAGGAGCAUUGGAUUCCCACAUUCUCUGUGUGUGGGAAGAAAAGCACAGUAUAUUAAGGUUGAAGGAUUCAGAGCUGGGCAAAGGUCUUGGAAGCAUCAUGGAGAGCCAUAAGCAAGGGCAGACUUUGCAGAUAGGGAUGGAGAGGUUAAAGGAGGAGCCGAGUGCAGAACCAGUGCCUCCUCAGAGCAGCAGCUGUUUGAAGAGGAGCAAUGUCCUGGUGUCUAUGGUGAGCUUAGUGACUAUCAUCUCCACCUGUUUGCUCUUCUUCUUUAUGUUUGGACCAGCCUGUGCCCAGGUAAGCUUCUCCCAUUCUGUAAGUGACACAGAUGAAUCUGUUCAUGAAUUUAAGUUUUAUCAAUACUCUUUCUGUAAUUUAAAGAAAGACAUACAACCCACAGCAAGUGCUGCUAGAAAAAUCCAUAACAGGUCCUGGCUUCAAGAAACCAAACAACACUAUGAAAUCUUUCAAGCAAAGAAAUAUUGUAAAUACCUGAUCCAUGGCUGGCUGAGGCAGAGCACAAAUGAUCACAGUGGGGAUGUGCAACUUGUGCACAGGGACGACUCAAAAAACAGCACUCUACAGACAGAGAGAUCUAAAUCUGUUGUUUUCUUUGGCACUGAAGUUCAGCUCUUCAAGACCAGCAGUGUCCAUCUGCAUUGUACAUCCCAGCUCACAGAUGGCUACUUCUUUAUCCAUGAACUGUCAGAGUUCUGCCCUGGCGACUAGCAGCCCAUGAAACAUUGAGUUUAACUGGAUACUGCUAUUAAGACAGUAUCAUAAAGAAAUCACAAAGAGAGCAGACCCUCUUCCUUCUGCACUGAUACCAGUCAGGUAACAUUAAGGAUGUAUGGUUGGGGUUGGGUGUUCAGUGGUUGUAAAGGUUUGGGAGGUCAAAAAGUUGUUGUCUCAGAGUGCUUUGAAUCCCAUUUUAUUUACACGUGUCAAUGUGCAACAUUGACCCAUAUUUGGGCAAAUAAUUAA